AUGUCAUCAAUUGUCCCUUCAAGUAUUACUUUAAUACUUGAACCAUUAAACGAUACUUUUACUACCAAGAGGGUCGUUUUGGUUCCCGGGACAAUUAUCAAGGUUGGACGUACAACCAAUAAGAAUACAGCUCCAACCGAAAUAAAUGGAUAUUUUGAUAGCAAAGUUCUCUCCAGAACUCAUGCAGAGAUUUGGAGUGAACACGGAAAAAACGAAUUGAUUUAUAGUCGAGAAGAGUCACGUCAAUUAGAUGAAUUAAACAUUACAUUGAGUUCCAUAAUCAAUACUUUGGAUUCAAUGUCUGGCAAGCAAAUGAUAGAAGAACAUUUGAAAGAGUACUCGCGAAAACUUGAUGAUUCCACUGCACUUGUUAAUGAAUAUAAACAUAAAUGUGAACGUUUGGAGUUGCAAAUCAAGGAAUUAGAGACAAAGUUACAACAUAAGAAUGGAUUAAUGGAAAUUGAUAAAUUAGUUGAUCAUCUUAAAAAACUAUUGGAUGAACCACUAAUUGUCAAGAAUUCUUUGGAGAAAUUAUCUAAAAAUAACAAAGUAAUUGGAAAGAAGAAUGGGAAAGAAUUAGAAGAAGUUAAAGAAGUAAAAAAAGAAGUAAAAGAAGAAGAAGCAAACGAAGAAGAAGUAAAAGAAGAAGUAAAAGAAGAAGUAAAAGAAAAAGUAAAAGAAGAAAAAGUAAAAGAAGAAGUAAAAGAAGAAGUAAAAGAAGUAAAAGAAAAAGUAAAAGAAGAGGAAGAUGAUGAUGAUACAGAUACAAUCUCGGAAGAUAAUUAUAAUAAAAGUCAGGAGGAUUCUAUAAAACUUCUUGAUCAAAAAGUUUCGACUUUAUUGGAAGAUAAUAAUAUAUUGGUAGAUAAAAUAAUAGAAUAUAAUCAAGUAAUUGAAGAAAUAUUUAAAUUCCGAGAUGAUAUGAUCACGAUAAAUGAUCAAAUCAGAAUAUCCGAGGAACAUUAUCGAGAGAUGAUUGAUAACAAAGAUGAACAAUUUAAUACGGAUGUGAAUGAAUUAGUUAAAGAAAUUCAAUCAUUGAAAUUUGAAAACAAAAAUUUGAAAGAAGAGAAGAUUAAGUGGAAUUCUGAUAAUAAAUUUAUAAAUAAUUUCGAGUGUACGGAAGAUGGUUCACCUUUUAAAAUAGAAAGUGUAAGAAUGAUCACCAAAAAUAAUAAAAAUGAUGAAGUUACUGUUUCUAAGAUGAAAGGAUUAACGACAAAUAAUGAAAUAAAUGAAGAUCAGAUGAUGAAUGAUAAUAAUAGUUCAUUGAUUAAUAAAAAUACAUUAGUAAAUGAUAGUGUUAAUGAUUUUACGAUAGCAAGAACGAUCAAAAAUGAUGAUGAACUAGGUCGACGUAAAAAUAAGAGAGAUGAGACUUUGGAAGGACCAGAUUAUAGAAGACUAGUCAAAGAGGAAGCAAUUAAACAAUUCCUGGAGAAGAACAGAAAGACAGAGAGUAGAAAAUAA
Molecule: messenger RNA, 1470 nt
Organism: Diversispora eburnea
Lineage: Eukaryota; Fungi; Glomeromycota; Glomeromycetes; Diversisporales; Diversisporaceae
Source: the annotation of a GenBank genome assembly